Messenger RNA from Lytechinus variegatus (green sea urchin), 2460 nucleotides. RefSeq names its product zinc finger protein OZF-like. The transcript has a single exon. The record is from RefSeq and is a predicted model, not a curated record. Gene Ontology annotation, molecular function: DNA-binding transcription repressor activity, RNA polymerase II-specific. Gene Ontology annotation, biological process: negative regulation of transcription by RNA polymerase II. Lineage: Eukaryota; Metazoa; Echinodermata; Echinoidea; Temnopleuroida; Toxopneustidae. The coding region runs from base 139 to 1791 and encodes 550 amino acids.
UAUUAUUAUUCAUAAAAAGACAGGCAAUUGAUAUUGCCCCCUUUAAAUCAUUAUGAUGUCAAUAGUUGAUUUAAGAGACAUUCUUCCUUUAUUUCCACUACAGGUACAGAGUUUGAAUAUGAAGAGGAUGAGAAACAUAUGGUAGAGUACAGCAGAGAGAAGACCCGUCAGUGUUCACAUUGCAGUGAGGAAUUCAUUGAUGAGAAUUCUUUAAUAUCACACCAGAAAUUACUGGAUGGACAAUGUGAUCCUACAAGCCAUGAGAAGACGCAUCAGUGUUCAUAUAGCAGUGAGGAAUUCAUUGAUGAGAAUUCUUUAAUAUCACACCAGAAAUUACCGGAUGGACAAUGUGAUCCUACAAGCCAUGAGAAGAUGCAUCAGUGUUCACAUAGCAGUGAGGAAUUCAUUGAUGAGAAUUCUUUAAUAUCACACCAGAAAUUACCGGAUGGACAAUGUGACCCUACAAGCCAUGAGAAGAUGCAUCAGUGUUCACAUAGCAGUGAGGAAUUCAUUGAUGAGAAUUCUUUAAUAUCACACCAGAAAUUACCGGAUGGACAAUGUGACCCUACAAGCCAUGAGAAGACGCAUCAGUGUUCACAUAGCAGUGAGGAAUUCAUUGAUGAGAAUUCUUUAAUAUCACACCAGAAAUUACCGGAUGGACAAUGUGAUCCUACAAGCCAUGAGAAGACGCAUCAGUGUUCACAUAGCAGUGAGGAAUUCAUUGAUGAGAAUUCUUUAAUAUCACACCAGAAAUUACCGGAUGGACAAUGUGAUCCUACAAGCCAUGAGAAGACGCAUCAGUGUUCACAUUGCAGUGAGGAAUUCAUUGAUGAGAAUUCUUUAAUAUCACACCAGAAAUUACCGGAUGGACAAUGUGAUCCUACAAGCCAUGAGAAGACGCAUCAGUGUUCACAUAGCAGUGAGGAAUUCAUUGAUGCGAAUUCUUUGAUAUUACACCAGAAGUCACCUAAUGGAAAAUGUGAUCCUACAAGCCAUGAGAAGACGCAUCAGUGUUCACAUUGCAGUGAGGAAUUUAUUGAUGAGAAUUCGUUGAUAUCACACCAGAAGUCACCUAAUGGAGAAUGCGAUCCUACAAGCCAUCCUGGAAUAAAGUCAGGAGAGGGAUAUUGCGAUGAAUCAUUUGAUAGCAUAGAAAUUCUUUUAACCCAUCAAAUGACCCACAAUGGAGAAACACCUUAUCUUUGCUCAUAUUGUGAGAAGGAAUUCUCAGAAAUGACAGAUCUUAUCUAUCACAUGAGAACGCAUCCAAAAGAGAAGCCUUAUCUUUGUUCUCUUUGUGAGAAAACAUUUUCUUCCACAGCUCGUCUUAAUAGGCACAUAAUGGCCCAUACUAAAGAAAAGCCUUAUCAUUGUUCUUAUUGUGAGAAGGAAUUUUCGUAUAAAAGUAGUCUGAACCGUCAUAUAAGAACACAUAUUAAGUGUUUUCAGUGCUCUGAAUGUAGUAAAAGAUUUUCACAAAGAAUGUAUCUUGUCUGUCAUAUGAGGAAACAUAUGAAAGAGAAGUCUUAUCUUUGUGAGAAACGGUUUUCAAACAAGGUUGAUCUUGAGCCUCAUACUAUGACACAUACUAGUGAGAGAAAUCACCCAUGCCCUCGUUGUGAGAAAAUAUUUCAUAGUAAGAAUGACCUUACCUGUCAUAUAAGGACAUGUGAUGGAGAAAAACCUUAUUCUUGCCCAAAGUGUUGGACAAGAUUUCGUUGCAAGAAUGAUCUUUCUCUUCACUUAAGAACACAUGAAGGAAUAUUGUCUUUGUUAACCAAUACACUGUAGGGGUGACUGUGAAAUCUCUAACAAUUGAUUUAUAGCUCUCUCUCUCUCUCUUGUAUCCUUUCCCCGUUAAAGUCGGAGAUCGCUGGCAUCAGUAGAAAUUAAUGCAGACACUUCCUAAGGGUUGUUAGAGCUAGAAAAGUUGCUGAGGUGGUUUUUGCGGGUUGUGUGAAGAUUGCGGAUGAAGUAUAAAAUAAGUGUGGGGAGCCGGGUUUGACUGGCAUUGCUGAGGUGCACAGGGGGGGGGGGAAUAAAAUACACUCUAGCAAUUGCUGAGGGUCUGUCUCAAAGAAACUUACAUUACAAAUCUUCUGAUAUUGUCAUUUACCAGAUAGCAAGGCUAUCUAGCUCUAAGAAGAGCUGGUGUGGUGAGAAAGCUCAUUAUAGACAUAAUAAUAAGGCAAAUGAGUUUUGUAGGACAUCAUAAUUAGAAAAGAUAAUACUGAAUAUUUAGCAUUGAUGGGGAAGAUAAGAGGUUAGAGGAGAAAACAGAUGAAUUGGAUGACUGGAUUACAGAGAGAGAGGUGUGGAUCAGCAGGUGGAGCUGAUUCAAACAGCAAGGAACAAAGAUUUGUGUUAUGCCAUAAUCGUCAUCUACGGAUAAUGGCACUCAAAGGUCACGUCCACCCCAGAAAAAUGUUGAUUUGAAUAAAAAAGAAAAAUAAACUAGUA